Suillus paluster is the source of this 1656-nucleotide messenger RNA. Its product is annotated as Low temperature viability protein-domain-containing protein. Lineage: Eukaryota; Fungi; Basidiomycota; Agaricomycetes; Boletales; Suillaceae. The record is from RefSeq and is a predicted model, not a curated record. The coding region runs from base 1 to 1656 and encodes 551 amino acids. Gene Ontology annotation, biological process: ribosomal small subunit export from nucleus; ribosomal small subunit biogenesis. The transcript has 5 exons. Gene Ontology annotation, cellular component: nucleus; preribosome, small subunit precursor; cytosol.
AUGCCCCAAAAAUCAAUUUUUAGACAACCGGGAGCACAGCACUUCCAGCUUGUGCACCGAUCUCAGAGAGAUCCGCUUAUUCACGAUCCUGACGCCAGUCAGCAUGUCCUGAAGGCAUUUGUACGAGCGAAUGACAAGAAGGGAAAGACUCGUGCCGAUCUUGAGUCCCUCCUUUCUCCCGAUGAUAUUGCCCAUGACGCUCGUGUCGGCGAAGCGGCAUCAUAUGGAAUUUAUUUCGACGACACAGAGUAUGACUACAUGCAGCAUCUACGUACGGCUGGUGCAGAGGAAGAGGGCGUAGAAAGCAUACUCAUUGAAGCACCUACUACCUCUCACAAAUCGAAAGGCAAAGGCAAAUCAAAGGAUCCGAUAUCCUUGCGCGAUCUGCCGGCAGAGGCACUACCAUCGGCAUCUGAGAUGCCCAGGAACUAUGAGUCGCAGGAAGCCGUUCCCUCAUCGAUCGCAGGUUUUCAGCCGGACAUGGACCCCCAUCUCCGACAAGUUCUUGAGGCAUUGGAGGAUGAUGCGUUCGUAGAUGAUGGUAUAGAGGAUGACUUUUUCGGCGAUCUGGUAGCAGAUGGAGAGCGAGAUGACAAUGAGGAAUUUGGGUACCAGUUCUAUGAGGACAGUGAUACCCCACAGGAUGCCCCUUCUACGGAGGAUCACGGGGACCCUGACAGCUGGGAAGCGGCCUUCGCCAAGUUCAAGAAAGAUCAAAAGGAAGCACCUCCACCCAGCGAUUCCGAUGACGAACUCCACUCAGAAGGAGGGGACACCAUAGGAAAUUUACCGAAGUUACCUGUCAUCGGUGGAAAGCGCAGGCGCAAAGGCACUUCCGAUGCCUCUGGGUACAGCAUGAGCAGCUCGUCAAUGCACCGCACGGAAACGUUAAUGACAUUAGAUGAGCGCUUCGAUCAGCUGAUGGAGAAAGAGUAUGGCUCUGAUGAAGGAGAAGAGGUCGAGGAAGAGAAUGAUGACUUUUCGUCUGAACUUUCAGAUGAAGCUCCUGAGCUCAUCACCUCGCGAGAAGAUUUCGAGGCCAUGAUGGACGACUUCAUGGACAACUAUGAGUUGCUUGGCAGAAAACUAAAGCCAGUGCUUCCGGGGGACACAGGCCCGGAGAAACUGGACACCUUGCGUCGGGCAAUGGGCCAGGAUGAGCGGGUACGGAUAAGGUCGGCAGAUGAUGAUGACGAUGAGGAGUUGGAUGACGACCGACUUUUCGUCGGAUAUGAUGCCACGGAGAAAGAGGAUAGAUGGGACUGUGAGACUGUACUGACAACGUAUUCCAACCUAGAGAAUCAUCCCCGCGUCAUCCGAGCGCGAGCAUCGAAGCCAGUUCCGAAAAUCAAACUUGACCCCAAGACUGGUCUUCCUUUUCUGGAUCCUCAAGUCGUGGAGACGCAAGAACGUCAUCAUGAGUUGCAUUUUGUUGCCGAAGGGGAAGAAGAGUCCCGAGUGGUCAAGCAAACCAUAUCUCGCCCGCGCGACGAAUCUAAGGAAGACAAAAAAGCUCGCAAACAAGCUGUCAAGGCCGAACGUCAAGUUCGUCGUGUAGAGAAAAAGGCGACACAGGAGCAGUUCUCCGCCGAAAUGAAGCACCAAGCACAGGGCCUUGCAAACAAGGCUCAGAGUACUAGAACAAGAAAACUGUAG